AUGGCGAGUAGUGGUAAUGUGGUCUGGGAGCGCUUCGAAGAGCAGACCAAGCUCGCGUUUGUGAGAGAUCCACUGCACUCGCGUUUUUUCUUCAAGACGCGCGUGAUGGCCACUAGGAACGUCAAGGUGACAGCACGCGUGUCGCACCAGCAUACGAAAUCUACGUCAUCGUCGCCUUUGAAUGCUGCAAAACGAAACGAGGCGGUCAAGUAUGUCACGUCGGACAUGACCAACUUGUCCCGACUGACGCGACUGCUACGGUUUGUCAUGCAAGAGGUUCUGGGCGCUAUGAAGGCACUGCCAGCACCUACGACAGCGUUGCUCUCUUCUCCGUCGCAGCUUGCAGAGACGCCGGCACCUGGGAAUCAAGGUGGCAACAAGAAAACGCAUUCGAAGAAGAAGAAGAAAGCAGCCAAGAAGUAG
Molecule: messenger RNA, 423 nt
Organism: Peronospora matthiolae
Lineage: Eukaryota; Oomycota; Peronosporomycetes; Peronosporales; Peronosporaceae
Source: the annotation of a GenBank genome assembly